Messenger RNA from Lotus japonicus, 591 nucleotides. RefSeq names its product pentatricopeptide repeat-containing protein At1g63130, mitochondrial-like. Bases 1 to 591 code for a protein of 196 amino acids. NCBI's taxonomy places the organism in Eukaryota, Viridiplantae, Streptophyta, Magnoliopsida, Fabales, Fabaceae. The transcript has 3 exons. The record is from RefSeq and is a predicted model, not a curated record. Gene Ontology annotation, molecular function: protein binding.
AUGAAAGACCAAGGUGUUCUGCUGGAUGUUUAUGCGUAUAAUGUGCUUAUGGACGGAAUGACCAAAUCUGGUAGAUUCGUGGAUGCAAAAGAAAUAUUUCAGAUGCUUCAAACCAAAGGGUAUCCUCUAACUAUUCCUUCAUACGAUACCAUGAUCCAUGCCCUUUGUAAAGAGGAUUUCCUCGAUGAAUCAUUGGGAUUAUUUUCAGAAAUGGAAGUCAGGGAUUGCCUUCCCGACGCUAUAACUUUUGAUAUUAUUAUUCGCACCCUACUAGAUAAAGGAGAGAAAGUUAAGGCGGCUGAGUUUAUUCACAUUAUGAAUGAGAGAUUUGGUAUAUUGAAUAGGUAUGAAAUUGGAAAGUUGGUAGGGAAAGUUAAUCUAGGAGCUUCUUCGGGUGUUCUCGAGCAAUUUAACGAGUUGAGUGCUAUCACAGUAGGCCCCAGCAAGACGCCAAAGCGGAUCCUCAAUUCCAACCAGCGUAUGCGGGCUAUCAUACUGCAGAGUUUGGAGGAAGGGGCUGAUGAUGAUGGUGGCAGUGGCAAUGGAGAUGCAAUUCAUGGUGGAGGUGGCCCUAACAAGAAGAAGAAAUGA